CUUAAACUCCCAUCAUCAUAAAGCCUUGCUUCAGGCCAAUUCUCAAUCUACAGGAUAUUUUAUAUCUCAAGAAUCAUCAUUUGGGAAUCUGAUACUACCAGUUCUGCCUAGAUUUGAUAGCAAACCGACAUAACUAAGAUGAAGUUGAAGCAGUUGGAAUACCACUUAUCAAGUAUAGAGCCAUUCAAGAAUCCUAAAAUAUUGUUGGAACAAUAUGUUACUCCUGCGCAUAUUGCAGCUUGUAUGUUGCACCACAUUCAGUCAGAAAAUGAGGAUAUCACUGGCAAAAUGGUAGCAGAUCUUGGAUGUGGGGCAGGAUGCUUAACAAUUGGUUCAGCUUUAUUAGAUGCCGCUCAAGUUUAUGGAUUCGAAAUUGACACUGAGGCCUUGGAAGUCUUUCAAGAAAACGUAGAAGAAUUUGAAGUUCCACAAAUUGAAACAGUUCAAUGUGAUGUUCGAAACAUACCCAGCAGAUUUGAUAAGUUUUUUGAUACAGUAAUAAUGAAUCCACCUUUUGGGACGAAGCAUAACGCUGGAAUUGAUAUGGAAUUUUUGGAAGUAGGAGUUAGGCUUUCAAAAAAUGCAGUCUAUUCCCUUCAUAAGACUUCUACCAGAAAUCAUGUUAUCAAACAUGCAAAAACCUUGGGACGGGAAGUUGAAGUUGUAGCUGAAUUGAAAUAUAAUCUACCUGCUACCUAUAAAUUCCAUAAGAAGAAAUCGGUGGAUAUUGAAGUGGAUUUGAUAAAGAUACUGGUAUAAAUGAAACUGUAUAUUUUUAAGUUUUGAUGAAAAGAUUUUUUAUGAUGUGACUGUUGAAUAAAAUUAUUUCUUAA
Messenger RNA from Harmonia axyridis, 833 nucleotides. RefSeq names its product rRNA N6-adenosine-methyltransferase METTL5 (gene Mettl5). Bases 139 to 759 code for a protein of 206 amino acids. The record is from RefSeq and is a predicted model, not a curated record. Gene Ontology annotation, molecular function: nucleic acid binding; rRNA (adenine-N6-)-methyltransferase activity. The transcript has 4 exons. Gene Ontology annotation, biological process: rRNA methylation. NCBI's taxonomy places the organism in Eukaryota, Metazoa, Arthropoda, Insecta, Coleoptera, Coccinellidae.